UCCAUUUUCCACAGCUACCUGCAUGUUUAAAGCUUACCUGCAUUAUAAGGUAAAGGGCUCCGGUAGUAGUAACGUUCCAAUUUCCAAAAGCCCUCCUCCAACACAAAAGUGACAAAACCCCUGCAGCCGCCUCCCCCAACCCGGCUUGUAUAGCAUCCAUGGCCGACGCCAUCGCCAGUACUACUCCAACCACUGACACUGAGACCCUCACAUUGGAUCGCAGCCACCGCCAUGAUCUGCCUCAUCAUGAUCAACCGCUGCUACCGGGACUUCCCGAUCAUAUUUCCCAACUCUGCCUCUCCCUCGUUCACCCUUCGUCACUGUACUCUGUCUGCCGCUCAUGGCGCCGCCUAAUCUAUUCCCCUUCCUUCCCUCCUUUCCUCUCUUUGUAUGCGCUUCUAUCUUCUUCAUCAACAGCGUCUCAAAAUCAUUUGAAUGCCAUUGAUUUCUUCACCUUCGACCCGAUCUCAUCGUGUUGGCAUCUUCUCCCUCAUCCACCACCUGACCCACCCCUCCGUGUCCUCCUUCACCACCCAUCUUUCAUAUCCCGAAACUUUCCCAUUCAAUCCGUAGCCGUCUCCAGUAACCUUAUCCUGCUCGCUGCCACCACCCAUAAUUUUUUCCCAGCACUUUCUCACCCUCUCGUCUUCAACCUACUGUCUAAAGCAUGGACCUUUGGCCCUCCACUCGCCGCACCGCGCCGCUGGUGUGCAGCGGGUUCAGUGCGCGGCGCGGUGUAUGUGGCCAGUGGGAUGGGAUUCCACUACUCCGUCGAUACCGCUCGGUCGGUGGAGAAGUGGGAUUUGCGCAUACAAGAUGAGAACGACAGAUACCACCUCGGAUAUUUCGGAUGGGAGUGGAAAAGAAAGAGCGGGCUUAAAGACGGGAGAUUUAGCAGAGAAGCAAUCGAUGCGGUCGGAUGGAGAGGGAAGCUUUGUAUGGUGAACGUGAGAGGCGAUGCCGCAAAAGGAGCGAUUUACGACGUGGAGAAGGACACAUGGGAGGAGAUGCCGGAAGGCAUGCUUGACGGGUGGAGAGGGCCGGUGGCAGCCAUGAACGAGGAGGUCAUGUACGCGUUGGAUGAGGGUAAUGGAGCUCUGAGAAAGUACGUCCCGGAGAGGGAUGUGUGGGAGAAGAUAUGGGAGUCCGAGAGGCUCAGAGGUGCCCAGCAGAUUGCCGCAGGUGGUGGGCGAGUGUGCGUCGUUUGCCGUGGGGGUCUUGGGAUCAUUGUGGUAGACGUGGUGUCACCACUUCGAAGAUUCUGGGUGUUGGAUGUGCCGGCGGGAUUCGAAGCGGUGGCCGUUCAUAUCCUGCCGAGGAUGGACCGGCUGGAUAUUAGUUUUCCGGUGCAACCUUCUACAUCCAUGGAAAUAAGAUGAUUUUUCAAUAUUUAUUUAUUAAAUUCAUUUUGUUUGGUGAAUUUUGGAGAGACUGG
Molecule: messenger RNA, 1435 nt
Organism: Juglans regia (Persian walnut)
Lineage: Eukaryota; Viridiplantae; Streptophyta; Magnoliopsida; Fagales; Juglandaceae
Product: F-box/kelch-repeat protein SKIP25-like
Exons: 1
Coding region: 159-1379 (406 amino acids)
Molecular function (GO): protein binding
Source: RefSeq, a predicted model, not a curated record